CAUUAUUCAAAUAGGAACAAUGUGAAACUAUAAUAUUAAUUACCUAUACUAAUUGAUUAUUUAGUUAAACAUUUUUCAUGCCAGAAAAGCUGACAAACAAGUUUGCUAAUAGCGAUCCGGACAGUCGGUCGUAUUACAUUUAACCGUAACAAAAUACUUACAAAAGAUCGAUCAAAUUGGUAAUAAUUGAGUGUAAACAAAAUCGGAUUAUCUAUAAUUACAUGGGCGUUACUAUCUAUCGCCUAAGAUACGGUUCGUCGGCAGCUUUUAAUAGCCGGUCAUUGAGAAGCCAUUAUUAUUUUUUUCAUGGUGUUUGUAGAGUCAGCGGUUUGUGAAGGUGCGUUGACAAAUCAUGGUACAAAUUGGCGAUUACUUAUCAGUGCUGGCAGAGCGUCUCCCCCAAAGUCCAUGGCACUGAGGUAACACCGCUAAUAGCUGAUAAAUCGGCGACUCAGUGGGACUGAUUUCACCCGAAUCGGAGAACCGGAGAAUUAUUGCAGAAUUAUUAUUGCAGAGAGUGGGAGAGCCAGAACCUUUAAUAUGUAGUGGGUGAAAGAGUGAGUGAGUGAGUGAGUGAGAUAUCGGGCCCGAAUCGCUUCGAUAAGCGGCGAACGGAACGCUCCGCUCCGCCAAAAGCGGUAGCGGCAACGUCAGCGCUCAAUCAGUCGACAAGCGAACUGGGAAACGGAACGGAGGAGCCGAAGCCCAAAGAGCGUUUCGAUUAGCAGACGACGUGGUGGUGAAGUUUCAUUUCAUUUUAUAUAUUUUUGGCCAAAACAAAGCCGUCGACUUAAAGUCAGAAUGCCAAGCCAACAGAUUUGCUGGUGAGGAGACACGAAAGACAUGGCCCAGCUAACGAAUGUGGGCCAAGAUCAGCAGGCCUUUGUUGGCCCACUGGUCGCCUCGGCCAUGUUGCUCAUGGGUUUGGUUUUCGCCCUGCUGGGCAUCAAGUUCUUUGGCUUCCGGCGGCGUUUGACUUUCGGUGGAUCGCAGGUGCAACAGUCGCCGCAGCAAAAUCAACAGCCCACAAUCAAUCCGCCACGUUACGCAGCUUUCGAGUCUCAGGUUAAUGGCACCGAUACCGCUGUUCACGGAGUGUUCCGACGGCGCAAUCUCGAGGAAUUCGAAAGCCCAUGGCCAUCGCCAUCAACAGCGACAGGUAACAACUACAUAACUGGUAGCGUUCCAAAUCUGCAACUAUUUGGUGCCAGUCCCAGGGAGACGAAAACCACUGAAGGAUCAGAGGUCUCCUAUAGGGACAAAUCAAAGGCUCUGCGAGUCCAGCGAAUGGAGGUGCACAGUGAACGCUAUGAAUACUAUACCUCUCCACCAACCCGAAAGCCACCUGCUCCUCCCGUAGAAACGGAUAUAGAUGAGGGAACACAAGCGUUACCUUCUCCAUCUAAAAUACCGGAAUCUAUACCAUCAUCAUCAUCUAAAGCUGCGACUGAUGCUCCAACUUUACGCAGGGUUUCGCCUCCAAACAAUCUACCCCUGACUUCAGUUUCUGCUGAUUCUGUUCCAGAACCUCCCAGCGAACUGGGAAUGCCGAAUUUCGAUCACUUUGCCGAGAAAUACAACCUGUUCAGUGUGAAACCAACGACGGAAGUCACAAAAGCAACCCAGCUGAGCAACAAAAACAGUGGUCGUUACGUCAAAUUCGAGCCUGUGGAUGAUGUGCCGGAAAUUCUCACCCCGGAGGAUUCGAUUCCCGAGCCACUGACUCCGGAUGAUGGUUUGGGAGGAGCUCUGUCAGUCACAGCGGUGGUGCAUCGAGGAGCAAUUCCCAAGGAAGAACCAAAACCAGACGGCCAAAGAAGAGAUCCCUUCGAGGAUGCAAGCCAUGCAGACUCCGCUUUCGUGGUGGAAAUCAUAGCAGGAAGUCCGGAAACGGAGGGAACUCCAAGCAUGCAGCUCCCAAUGCAAAGGAACCUCUUCGAAGAUCUUGAGUUGCCACAAGGUGAGCACGAUAGCGACUUCGUGCGAAUCCGUUCGUCAUUCGUGAUGAACGAGGCGGACAUCCUGGAUUUGGAUCAGCUGCAGCUGCCGGCGGCCAGUAGUCCGCCAGGAUUUGGCAAGAGCAUCGACGAGGAUUGGGAGAACUUCGAGAACCUCGACGCGGCGGUGGAUCUGCCAGAACCCAACUGGGCACACCAUCCAAAUAGAAAUAGUUUAGAGCAAUUGCCCACGGUGGAGACGACGCUAAGUGAAGCCACUCUCGGAUUGGACAAUGUGCCACGGGAUGAGGGUCUUUUCCAUCAACUGGAGCUGGUGGAGCCCGGGUUGGAUAUCUUCGAGCCUGAACCGCCAGCUCCCGUUGUGGAUCCACCGCCCUACGAUCCUGGUCUGCCCUAUCUACCCGACUACGAGUCCCUCAUGCAGUUGGAAAGCGCGAAGAGCGGCCAGAAUUUACCCAAGUACACAGAGGUAAUGGAGCAAAGGUCCAAGAAAGCCAACUAUGUGAGUAGCAUAGAGGAUCUGUACGCGGAUCUGGAAGUGAAUGGAUUGCAGGUGGCAGGUGCUUCUCCUAACCAGAGUAAUGGCAUUCAGAACUUCGAGGAAUUGUGCCAGGAAAUGGCGAUGGUGGCGCCAUUGGUGCGUCAGGCUCCUCAGCCAGCACCAAGAUCCACAAAGCUAGCCACCCUGAAUGUUCGGGGGGAUGCUCCUCCUUUGGCGUGCUAUCAACCCGGCGAGCUGCCCAACUCCAGUUCCAGUGAUUCGGAUGGCGAGGAUGGAGCCCGAUCAUCAGCUCCACAACCUGCCAGGCGUGAUCCGAAAUCGCUGAAGGUCCGCUUCGACGUGGAUAACCUGCAGUACUACCAGUCCGCCGAGGUGGUAACCUCCAGUGGCGAGGAGUCCGGCGAGGAUGAGCAACUGCCUCGCCCGACGCCAAUGCAGCGCGUCGCAAUCUUCGAGCCGAGGAAUAACGGAGUGCCCAGUCUCUUCGGUUCCCAAGUCUCCCAGGAGGACAGUGAUGAAGAUGACGAUGGCUUUGGACGCGCGAUUAGCCAACAUCGUUCCAUGACCGCGGCCCUGAGGACAAACGCUGUGCGGAGUGAUUCCGAGGCCUAAUCCUUCCUAAAUUCGCCAACUGCCGCACUUUCUGACUUCCUUAGCAAAUACAGUAUUUUACGUGUUAAUUAUUGCCAAAAGGCUAUGACCUAUUUAUGUACAUACAUUUCGCUGAUAAGUUGCCAUAUCGUGUUGACUAUAUAUAAUAUAAUAAUAAACUUAUAACAGGAAAGCCCAUGAAGAUAAAAAACACACAUUUUUAACAUAGUUCUUGGGGGCCUUAAAAAAUUAUUAAAAACGAAAAUCAAACAUUUUUUGAGUACAUAUUUGUACAGUUAUUGAUUAUACGGCAUGUGAGUUUUCCAUUCUUCAAUGUCUAGAUAAAAUGCCUGAUAGACAUAAGUCACUAACU
Drosophila ficusphila is the source of this 3424-nucleotide messenger RNA. RefSeq lists its product as uncharacterized. The coding region runs from base 844 to 3072 and encodes 742 amino acids. The record is from RefSeq and is a predicted model, not a curated record. The transcript has 4 exons. Lineage: Eukaryota; Metazoa; Arthropoda; Insecta; Diptera; Drosophilidae.